AGCCACUAGGUGCUCGACACUAUGGCGGCAGUCUGUUUCCUGCCUGUUUCUUGUUUCGCCCCGUCAGAUUAAAUGAAUGUAACCGUUUCAAUAGCUCGGUUAGAACAAUGUGUCAUAUACCCCUAAGUGAAGACAUCAAAACUUUUUACUUAUGAAUGUGCUGAUCCCCAUGAAAGUACCAUAAAGUGAAGAGGAUAACAGGUGUUUACAGCCGGUGGCCGUCCAACAACGAACUUGUACUUAUUGAACUCCGUGUGCACCACUGUAUAUUUUUGUUGCCUUUGAGGUGUGUCUGAAACGGUUUUAUCUUCCUUUAAAGGUAUAAGUGUGAAAUUGAACUACUCUUAGUGAAUGCCUUCAAACAACGAAAUGAACAAGAAACUAGAAGUAAAACUUCAUGCAAUGCCCUGGUUCCAUGGGAAAAUUUCAAGGGAACAAGCAGAAAACCUGCUACAACCAAGAGAAGAUGGUCUUUUCUUGGUUCGUGAGUCUACCAAUUAUCCUGGAGACUACACUCUCUGUGUCAGUUAUCAAGGGGAGGUUCAACAUUACAGAGUCAUAUACAAAGAUAACAAACUGACCAUUGAUGAAGAGGAGUUCUUUUCUACCUUGGCAGAGCUUGUUGAACAUUAUGAAAAGGAUGCAGAUGGACUUUGUACCCGUCUUGAGAGGAGUGUUGCUAAACAGGGCAAAACGGACUUCUGUGUUGAUCGAAAGGACUUUGAGGAAGCAGGCUGGAUCAUUCAAGAAAAAGAUCUCCAACUUAAGGAGUCAAUAGGGAAAGGAGAAUUUGGUGAUGUGAUGCUAGGUUCUUUUAAAGGAGAAAAAGUAGCUGUUAAAAUAUUGAAAGAUUCAAGCAAAGCAGCACAAAAAUUUCUUGCUGAAGCAUCAGUAAUGACAUCUUUACGUCACCCGAAUCUAGUUCAACUACUUGGCUUGGUGUUCAACGAUCAGCAUCAGCACCUCUACCUGGUCACAGAAUUUAUGAGUAAAGGAAGUUUAGUAGAUUACCUUCGCUCAAGAGGCCGGUUACAUGUCACCAAACGAGAUCAAAUCAAAUUUGCCUAUGAUACCUGUUCAGGAAUGGAAUAUCUUGAAUCGAAAAAAGUUGUUCAUCGAGACUUGGCGGCCCGAAACGUCUUGGUCGCUGAGACCGGAGAUGCUAAAGUUUGUGAUUUUGGAUUGGCUCGCGAAGAAAUAUACAAUCAAGAGGGAGGCAAGUUCCCCAUCAAAUGGACAGCACCAGAGGCAUUGAGACAUAGUAAAUUUUCCAACAAGUCGGAUAUGUGGAGUUUUGGGAUUCUCCUGUGGGAAAUCUACUCUUUCGGACGAGUCCCUUACCCGCGUAUUCCUCUUGCAGACGUUGUGAAGCACGUGGAAAAGGGCUACCGAAUGGAAAAACCUGAGGGUUGUCCGCAAGAGAUUCAUGACUUGAUGAGACAAGCCUGGGACCUAAACGCUGAUCGGCGACCCACUUUCAACCAAGUCAAGCAACAGCUGGCCCAACUCAAAGACACUCCUAAUUUCGUCUGAACCAAAUGCACUUAACCCACUGAUUCAUUUGAUACCCCACCUUUCAUUUCCUUUCCAGUCUGUCGACGGGGUUCCGUGACCAAUGAAAUCAAACAAGUAAUCAAUUACGAAAUUGGGGAAACAUGGCGAAAGUAAUCAUGAAUUGGAGUUGUUUGCCAGACGUCAAUGGGGUAUCGAGCCGAUCCUCUCUUGAACUUGGAGAACCCACCAGGAAAAGAGGUAAAAUUAAACUAAGGUUUGCGCUUCAGAUCAAGAAUUGACAAACGUGCCAACCAUCAUCAGUUCGAAUCCAUCGUUAUCUAAAAAAAAAGCCUAUCUAUAAUUUAAAAAAUUCAACAUCGAAAUCACCAUCCAAAGAAAAUUAAGCCACAGUGCAAAUCAAGCCAAGACGUUGCGACGUCAUCGGAGCUUCCUUUUGCCCCAUCUUCCUUGAUCAUUCUUUAGGCUUCGUUUUAACACAUUUUUUUUCCAAUCGUCCUGAAUAUCCGAUCAAUCUGCUAUUAAUUUUUUGUUUACGAUAAUGUUACGAUUAUUGCCUGCCUUGACCGUGUUAACUGUACAUAAUCUGGUUGUGCUUACCUCUGCUGUUUGGUUCUUUUUGAAAAUUAAAUUAAUACGUGUAAUACAUUUAUAUACGCCUUUA
Messenger RNA from Daphnia pulex (common water flea), 2176 nucleotides. RefSeq names its product tyrosine-protein kinase CSK-like (gene Csk). The transcript has 8 exons. Bases 352 to 1533 code for a protein of 393 amino acids. The record is from RefSeq and is a predicted model, not a curated record. Gene Ontology annotation, molecular function: protein tyrosine kinase activity; ATP binding. Gene Ontology annotation, biological process: protein phosphorylation. NCBI's taxonomy places the organism in Eukaryota, Metazoa, Arthropoda, Branchiopoda, Diplostraca, Daphniidae.